Molecule: messenger RNA, 1543 nt
Organism: Bufo bufo (common toad)
Lineage: Eukaryota; Metazoa; Chordata; Amphibia; Anura; Bufonidae
Product: dnaJ homolog subfamily A member 4-like
Exons: 8
Coding region: 149-1339 (396 amino acids)
Biological process (GO): protein refolding; response to heat
Cellular component (GO): cytoplasm; cytosol
Molecular function (GO): Hsp70 protein binding; ATP binding
Source: RefSeq, a predicted model, not a curated record
CUCUCUAUAUAGUACGGGCGGUCGCUGGAAGCCAAUGAGACACUUGCGACAAAUUCCAGAAUAAGCGCACGGGGCACGAGAGCCGCUGAGCCCUUGUUUUCGGGUGCGACGUUUGUCUGUUGUCUGUGUUACUCAGGACUCUGAGGAGAUGGUGAAGGAGACCGGAUACUAUGAAACCCUUGGGGUAAAGCCAGAUGCCACCCCCGAUGAAAUCAAAAAGGCAUACAGAAAGCUGGCGCUGAAGUACCACCCGGACAAGAACCCCAACGAGGGGGAGAAGUUUAAGCUCAUCUCUCAAGCCUAUGAGGUGCUGUCCGACCCUAAGAAGAGAGACCUCUAUGACCAAGGUGGAGAACAGGCUAUUAAAGAAGGAGGACUAAGUGGGGGAAACUUUUCUUCUCCCAUGGACAUCUUCGACAUGUUCUUUGCCGGAGGAGGACGAAUGAACAGAGAGAAGAGAGGUAAAAAUGUCGUCCACCAGUUAUCUAUAUCUCUAGAAGAGCUCUAUAAUGGUGGAAGUCGGAAGCUGGCAUUACAGAAGAACGUCAUCUGCGACAAGUGUGAAGGCCGUGGUGGCAAGAAAGGAGCAGUAGAGAAAUGUUCAGCCUGCAAAGGUCGUGGUGUCCAAAUUCAUGUCCAGCAGAUUGGACCAGGGAUGGUCCAGCAGAUACAGACAAUGUGUUCAGAAUGCCGUGGGGAGGGGGAGCGCAUUAACCCCAAAGAUCGUUGCAAACAGUGUAAUGGAAACAAGGUUGUUCGUGAGAAGAAGAUCCUGGAAGUUCACAUAAAGAAAGGCAUGAAAGAUGGACAGAAAAUAGUUUUCCAUGGGGAAGGAGAUCAAGAACCAGGUCUAGAGCCAGGAGAUGUUGUUAUUGUGUUGGAUCAGAGGGAUCAUGAAUUGUAUCAAAGGCAAGAUGCCAACUUAAUAAUGAAGAUGGAAAUUUCACUAGUAGAGGCUUUGUGCGGGUUCAAGAGAACAAUCGAGACAAUGGAUGGACGAACUCUCCUCAUCACAUCUUUACCAGGUGAAGUCGUAAAAGAUGGACACCUGAAAUGCAUUCAGAAUGAAGGAAUGCCCUUGCAGCGAGAUCCGUUCGAGAAAGGUCUUUUGAUCAUCCAGUUCUCGGUGACUUUCCCAGAAAACCAUUGGCUCCCGACCGACAAGCUCCGGCUUCUAGAAGCUUUGCUUCCACCCAGGGAAGACCUAAUGGUCACCGAUGACAUGGAAGUUGUAGAACUUGUUGAAUUUGAUCCGAGGGAACACAAUAAACCAUACAGAGGGGAGGCGUACUAUGAGGAUGAAAGGCCUAGAGGAGGAGUUCAGUGCCAGACAUCCUAAUACCCUAUAGUAUGGCCAAAAGGGACUGUCCUGUGUUCUUGUGCUCCUAGGUCACACGAAGGCACAUUUGACUACUGGAUCUUGUGUUUAACGCAAACUUCAGUUACCGUUUGUUUUUGUUUUUUUCAGUUACUACGAGUUAAUGGUAAAAAAAAAAAAAACUCUGCUGUAUUUAUAUACACCUCUACCUGGAAAAUACUUGCG